AUGGCCGAAGAGGACAGAGCUCUUGUCACUCUAGCUCAGGAGUGCAACAGGCUAUCAAAUGACAUCAGAGAGGAGCUGCAAAGCCUUAGGCCCAAACGGCGCAAAUCCAAGGCUCGGAGCAGCCUUGCGGCCCUGAAAACAUUAUUGGUGGAGCCGAAGAUCAGAGAUCUGGAGCAGCAGCUUCAAAGAUGCCGCGAUCAGCUUCAUUUCCACGUCUCCACCUUGUCGAGUGAAAAUCUCAAGGCACUACUAGCCACAUAUAAAGAAGAUGGAGCAAAGUUGACUCGACUCGAGCUCUCCAUCACCCAACUAAGACAGACUUUACAAAACAUGACAGCCAUGAGGGACAACUCCAUCAGCAAUCAAAUCUUGAACCAGUUGAAAACCUUGCUACAUGUCGGGCAGGACACACUAAAUGAGGUCGCCCAAGAUCGAAUCCUAAGAGGGAUCAAGGGAGGCUUCGAUGAUAUAUCCUAUCGCUACCAGAGCAUCGAUAAACCUUUUAAAGACACAUUCGAAUGGAUUUUGGACCUCAGCGGCAAGUCUCCAGAGGCUACCAAGUUCACCCAGUGGCUAUCAUCAGGAGACGGUAUUUUCCACAUAUGUGGGAAGCUCGGCUCGGGGAAGUCUACACUAAUGAAGAAGCUAUGUACGCAUGAGCGGACUAGAAUAGAGCUCGAGAAGUGGAUGAAUCCUCGACAGAAGUCUUUGAUGGGCCUCUACCGAACUCUACUCUACCAAAUCUUAACAGCAAGCCCAGGUCUCAUACAGUUUCUUCUCCCGGAUCAGUGGGUUAAGGCUCUUUCACAGCAGAAGGUUCAUUCAGCAUUCGAGAUACUUGACGAGGAAAUUAAGUGUGCUUUCGAACGUCUAGCGAAGCAGCGCAAUUGCGAAACCCUUGGUGGAUGCUAUUUCAGCUUCUUUAUCGAUGGUCUCGACGAAUAUCAGGCGACCACCUCCAUCGACCGUCGCGAGAUGGUACAUACCCUAUUAGAUGUGGCCAAUAGCGCCUCCAGUAGCUUUAAGAUAUGCGUGUCGAGUCGUAUGGAGAACCCGUUCAUGGAUUUAUUCUCUGAGGACAUCAGGCUCUAUCUUCACAAGCUGACAAGAGCAGAUAUGGAGGAAUAUGUUCAGGGAAAUCUGCAACAUGUCGGAACGCAGAAUGAAUGCCGACAACUCGCCUCAUCUAUCACCACGAAGGCAGAGGGUGUGUUCCUCUGGGUUGUCCUAGUUGUUCAAAAUAUUCGUAAACAGUCAGAUGAUGGGGCUAGGUUUUCUCAGCUAUUAGCUGAGAUUCAGUCACUCCCGAUCGAGCUGGACGAACUAUUCCAACGAAUUCUGGAUACCCUUGGAAUGCGACAUCGCCGGAUGGCGAGCCACACCGUCUCCCUUCUCCUUUUCCUGGAUAAGAUCCAAAAGGUCAAAAAGAUGCAGUUAUGGCUAAACUUGAGCGAUUUCUACUUCCUUGAGGACUACGAAUCCGACCUACGGUUUGCUGAAAGUGAGAGAUUUCCAGGGCAGGGUUACGAGUCAGUCAAAGAGAGCGAAGUUCGUGCUAGGAGGCAACUAAGAGGCGUCUGCAGAGGACUUGUGGAAGCAAAUAUCGACACAGACCUCGACUUCAUCCAUCGUUCCGUACGGGACUUUUUCCAGCAGAAGAAGGUUCUGGUCAAAAUGCACGACGAGUCUUUCAACAACCUGGAAGCGCUGUCCCAACUAAAACUCGCGAGCAUAAAGCAAUAUUGGUGGGAUACAGAACGACAGAAUGGGAAUAAAGAUGUUGAAGUAAUGAAGGUGGAAGAGGGGAUUCUCAGCCGUCACUCAAAACUGGUUGCAUGCCUCCUCGAACUACGACGACAGCAACAGCUCGACGCGCCGCCUUUUGGCUUCCUUAAAUCUCUUGAUACCAUUCCCCAACUCUCCGUGAGCGCAAUGAUGAGCCGCGCGUUGAUUUCCAACAAGACCGCAUUUCGAAUCAAUCUUUCCUGGGAAAAAUACCUGGAACUCCCGACUAAAGAGCUACGCGAUCAGUUCGAAAUCCUGCCAUACUCACACUAUGAAAUCUGCCACACCUCGCGAGUUCAACAUAUAUCGAUAGAUUAUUGCGACGGAAUGCCCCGAGAGUGUGUCAAUGACAGCAUAUACUGGAGAAAGAAGGACGACAAGUCUGAUACCGAGAGCUCGGCGGUGCCAUGGAGGCCAUACGACGAAGAAGUUGAUGAUCGAGAAGACUACUCGACCGCCGUGAUCUCACCUCUCUUCACCGAACUGUGCUCAGGGCGACUAGAGUAUCCACUAUGGAGGAUAUCACGCCUCUACGAAAUGCCUAUAGAAUCUGACGCCCUCGCCAUGCUUUCAUACUAUGCGAUAGCAACCGGCAUCGGCCGAAUUUGGGGUCGCGAAUCGGACGUUAACGAAACUGCUUUGAAAGCCGCAGGCCUCUAUUUCUUGGAACAUCUUUUCAAACAGCAAAUUCUGUCUCCAAACUUCCUGACUCGCCUGGCGUUCGGCGGCGAGUUCGGCAUCGUCCGCAUUGCUGCCGGAAACCAGCGAUUGUCCCUCUGGCAGCAUUUUCUCUGUUGGUGGGCUGCUGUGGCUGCCGCAUGCGGCGAUUUUGAGGAGGGUAAUCCUAGGUAUUAUGAUGGGCAAUCCGAAAGAAGUCUCACUCUGGAACCAUCAGAAGGAGGUACCGCUUCUGAUGAUGAGCAGUCCCAAACCAGCCUCGAACUGGAUUCGGCAGAGGGAGAUACUAGUUCUGAUGAUUAUCUCCCACGCGACCAUUUUGAGCAGUACGAGGUAGGUUGGUGCUGGAAUGCUUCAUAA
This is a messenger RNA of Scedosporium apiospermum, 2823 nucleotides long. RefSeq lists its product as uncharacterized. The coding region runs from base 1 to 2823 and encodes 940 amino acids. NCBI's taxonomy places the organism in Eukaryota, Fungi, Ascomycota, Sordariomycetes, Microascales, Microascaceae. The record is from RefSeq and is a predicted model, not a curated record. The transcript is spliced from 4 exons.